AUGGUGGUAAAUACUGCUCAUCGCUUUCAGCAUAUUCAGCUAACAAAAUGGUAUGAUCCCCAUGAUAUCUCUGGUUUAAUGCUUGUGUUGCUUUAUGCCCUUGGCACUAUUAAUAUUAAGCCUGAAAUUCUUCUUACUGUAUUAGAUCCCACUGGAAUACGGGCCAUAUACAAUUAUGAUAAAAAAAUAGAUUUAAAUGCCACUGUUAAAAUCCCAACUUUAGAAUCCUUAGUAGAGUUUUUGAUAAAUUCCGAUGAGGAAGAUGCUGCAUUGAGCUUAAUAAGGGCACUCGAUCAAAUUCCUAGUAUACAUGGUUUAAUUCAAUUGGGUAUAUUCUUUAAAAAGGGAGUUAUUUUGGACUCCAUGAAGGAAAGGCAGGAGCCCUUUUUUAAGCGUGGCAUUGGAAAAAGGUCCCUUUUCUAUGUUUUGUUAUCGAAGAAGUUUAGGGGAUUCAACGACAUGUAUCUAAGUGGUGAUAUGAAUCAGAAGUGGAAGGAAUUGGAAAGCUAUAGAUUACAGUUCCAGGUUACACCAGUUUGGUUUGCCAUUCGUUCCCAGCUUCCUCCCAAAAUCGCCUUUUUGACUAAGGUAUUUAAUGAGACUGACGAUAAUAAACUACCGAUUCCCAUACUUUCAGAACCUCAGGCUAGAGAGGAUGAUCGGAUUUAUCCAUGGAUACUAGCUACUAGAGAGAGAUAUGAGAACGUUGUGAACAUGGAGCUAACCAAGAUUAACACCUAUUCGCCUCCAGACUUAACGAUUCCGGAAAGACUAGUGAAGUAUACUAGUUUGCAUCAGCGUACCAUGUUUCCUAGUGUUUUAAUGAUACAGUAUACGAUUUCCCUACUUAAUAGAAACUAUCAAGAGAGUCAGUAUCUUCUGUUCCGAAUCUUUGAUUACGCAGGAUCUAGCUUUGAAACUUCGCAAACAUAUGAUUCAGCUAGUGGGCCUUUGUUCAACUCAUUUAUGUUAAGUCAUCUAUUUCGGGCAUGCGGGACGCCGCAGGCGGCAGUAAAGAGAAUAGAGCAUGUAGUUAAGUUGGUUAGAGAGCAUGGAUCGCUGACUUCCGUGCAGCCAAUGUUAUAUUCGCUAUUCAUUUUCCUAAAAGACUAUCCCCAUUUAACCGAUAAACUUCAAUCAGCCAUAAGCCAUCUCAAAAAGUACUUCGAGAACACUGCAAGAAACUCAUUAACAAGCAUCAAGUUUUUAUCCUCAAUUGAAUCCCUUGUACAACUUACGCAUGAAGCCUACGUUCCCCAGGCUCUUGAGAACGCCUAUAAAACCCGUAUGCUUUGUAUGCUAGACGAUAAAAGUCGGCAGACAGAAAAUAUUGACCCAUUUGCCAAUACGGUAGAGAUUUGGAACAGAAUAGGUAUUAGUGAAAUACCACCCUGUUAUUCGAUAUAUACUACUAGAAUCAGAGACUACUCUGAGUAUCGCGGUACAUUUUCCGAGGUCUUGGAAGCUUUGAACAAAGGAAACGAUGCUCCUCUAUAUUCGUGCAAUAUAGAAUAUUGGCCAUAUGAUGAGCAGCAAAAGGUCAAACGAUUACGAAUUCAAUACCUUAGAAAGAUUGGAGAAUUAGACGAGGCAAUGACGUUGGUCAACCUUUACAUUGAGGAAACCAAAUCCAAGAUAAUUGAUAAAUAUUGGGAAUUUAAAUUAAUGAAAGAGAAGGUUUAUUUAUUGCUAGAAUGCAAUAUGGCGGCUCGCUCAAUUGCCAUUAUAAUGGCUAUGAUAAGCGCAGCUGACAAGUGUAAAAACGGAUAUCAACUUGCUCAAUGCUUUGUACUUUUGUCAAAAGCCCUUGUAGCUUUAUGCAAGUACGAUAUUGCUGUACAAUUGAUGAGGGGGAACAUGUAUACCGUUUUCCAGCUCAAUGACAGGGAAUUAGAGAAGGAUUUUAUUGAUAUUUAUUAUAUCGCAUUGGAGAACAGUGAACCCGUCAAGAAAGGAGCAACCCUUGAACAGCUAGCGAAGCUUCGCAAACAUUAUCAUUAUACUUAA
Eremothecium sinecaudum is the source of this 2007-nucleotide messenger RNA. RefSeq names its product anaphase promoting complex subunit 5 (gene APC5). Gene Ontology annotation, biological process: protein K11-linked ubiquitination; anaphase-promoting complex-dependent catabolic process; positive regulation of mitotic metaphase/anaphase transition. Gene Ontology annotation, cellular component: anaphase-promoting complex. Bases 1 to 2007 code for a protein of 668 amino acids. The transcript has a single exon. The record is from RefSeq and is a predicted model, not a curated record. Lineage: Eukaryota; Fungi; Ascomycota; Saccharomycetes; Saccharomycetales; Saccharomycetaceae.